Colletotrichum truncatum is the source of this 2076-nucleotide messenger RNA. Its product is annotated as Sexual differentiation process protein isp4-like protein 1. Gene Ontology annotation, biological process: transmembrane transport. Lineage: Eukaryota; Fungi; Ascomycota; Sordariomycetes; Glomerellales; Glomerellaceae. Gene Ontology annotation, molecular function: oligopeptide transmembrane transporter activity. Gene Ontology annotation, cellular component: plasma membrane. The record is from RefSeq and is a predicted model, not a curated record.
AUGUUACUCUGCACCAUCGGCUCCGGUGUCAACAUGCUUUUUUCGCUGCGCAACCCUAGCGUUACAAUCACCACUUAUGUUGUUCAGCUUAUAGCGUACCCAAUCGGCCUAGGCUGGGAUCUGGUCAUGCCUGAUAAGGAGCAAAAUGUGUUCGGUAUCAAGUUCAACCUCAAGCCCGGCCGUUUCAAUUACAAGGAGCACGUCAUUAUUGUUGCCAUGUCUAAUGCGGCAUACGGCGGCGGCGUCUUGUAUGCGACGGACGUUUUGCUUGCUCAACAACUGUUCUAUAAGCAACACUUCGGUUGGGCUUUCCAGUUGCUCUUCGGCAUCACCACCCUGUGUACCGGAUACGGUCUUGCCGGUCUGGCCCGGCGAUUCCUCGUUUGGCCUUCCGCCAUGAUCUGGCCGUCGAACUUGGUCAACUGCGCUUUGUUCUACACCCUUCACGACCACUCCGGCUCCGACCCCUCCAAAACUAAUGGAUGGAAAAUCGGUCGUUAUCGCUGGUUCCUCAUCGUCAGCAGCGGUGCCUUCGUGUGGUAUUGGUUUCCGGGCUGGAUUUUCCAGGGCCUUUCUUACUUUACUUGGAUCUGCUGGGUUGCGCCUCAGAACGAGAUCGUCAACAAAGUCUUUGGUGGCCUUUCAGGUUACGGUCUCAUGCCCAUUUCCUUCGACUGGACCGUCAUCUCGGGUUUCUUGGCUUCACCAUUGAUCCCGCCGUUCCAUGCCAUCGCCAACGUGAUUGCGGGCAUCCUCAUCUUCUUCGUCAUGGUCUCCUCGGGCAUUCACUUCUCCGGCACUUGGUACUCCAACUACUUCCCUGUCCAGAGCUCCGAAUCAUUCGACAACACUGGAGCUGUAUACAACGUCACUCGAAUCCUCGACGCCAACUUCCAAUUCAACGAAACAGCCUACAAGGCAUACUCCCCGCUUUACCUGCCUACGCAAUUCGCCCUGGCUUACGCCCUGUCCUUUGCCGCUGUGACUGCUGUGAUUGUCCACGUCGUUCUUUACCACGGAACUGAGAUCUGGGGUCAGUUCAAGUUGGCACGUCACCAGGAGGAUGACGUCCACAUGCGCUUGAUGAAGAAGUACCGCGACGCGGAGGAUUGGUGGUAUCUUGCCCUCUUCGUUGUCAUGGUCAGCAUGUCGUUUGGUGUCGUUGCUGGUUGGCCAACUGGCUUUCCUGCAUGGGCAUACGUUGUUUGCAUCCUCAUCCCCGUUUUCUGGCUUAUUCCUAUUGGCAUUGUGCAAGCCAUUACCAACAUUCAACUUGGCCUUAACGUUCUCACCGAGUUCAUCAUUGGAUACAUGGUUCCUGGCCGUCCCCUUGCCAUGAUGAUGUUCAAGAACUACGGUUACAUCUGCAUGUCCCAGGCGCUAUACUUUGCACAGGAUCUGAAGCUCGGACACUACAUGAAAGUCCCUCCACGCACCAUGUUCGCGUCACAACUUGUUGCCUCGGUUUGGUCCGCCAUUGUUCAGAUUGCCGUGAUGAACUGGGCUUUGGGCGCCAUUCCCGACGUCUGCACACCGAAUCAGCCAAGCAACUACACCUGCCCUGGUGGUCGUGUCUUCUUCACGGCAUCUAUCAUUUGGGGCGCCAUUGGACCCGCCCGUAUCUUCUCAGGCGGUGCUCUGUACUCAUCCCUCCAGUGGUUCUGGCUUGUUGGUGCUGUCACUCCCGUCAUCACCUGGUUCCUCGCCCGCAGGUGGCCCAAGAGCAUCUGGCGCUAUGUCAAUACGCCCCUCCUUUAUGGUGGCUCAGGCUGGCUACCCCCCGCUAGUGUCUAUAUCUACCUCUGCUGGGCCACGGUUGGCACCUUCUUCAACUACUUCAUUAAGCGCCGAUACACGGGCUGGUGGUUGCAAUACAACUACAUCACCUCCGCAGCCCUUGACUGUGGUUUGAUUGUAGCUACGCUGAUCAUCUUCUUCACGCUGUACCUGACGUCGGCUAAACCGCCUCAGUGGUGGGGCAACGUCGAGGUCUUCCAGACGAUGGACUGGAAGGGCACCGCGAUCAAGACACACGUUCCAGCUGGCGAGACCAUUGGGCCAAGCGUUUGGCCGUGA